Prunus armeniaca (apricot) is the source of this 732-nucleotide messenger RNA. NCBI's taxonomy places the organism in Eukaryota, Viridiplantae, Streptophyta, Magnoliopsida, Rosales, Rosaceae. The record is from the annotation of a GenBank genome assembly.
AUGGAGUUGAAUCAUCAGCUUGGUGAAUAUAUUGAUCAGGUACCCAUCAACAAAGAAAGAUAUCAAUGCCUUGUGGGUAAGUUAAUCUAUCUAGGACACACUAGACAUGAUAUAGCAUAUGCAGUAAGUGUGGUGAGUCAGUUCAUGCAUGCACCAAGUGAAGCCCACAUGGAUGCGGUAAACAGAAUUCUAAGAUACUUGGAGUCAUCUCCUGGAAGAGGAUUGAUGUUCGCACGACAUGGUCAUCUAGAUGUUGAGGGUCACACUGAUGCAGACUGGGCGGGCUCUGUUACUGAUAGGCGAUCUACAUCUGGAUACUUUACCUUUGUGGGAGGCAAUCUAGUAUCUUGGCGAAGUAAAAAACAAAAAAUAGUGUCAAGAUCAAGUGCUGAAGCAGAAUACAGAGGUAUGGCACACGAAGUAUGUGAGCUACUCUGGAUAAGGAAUUUGUUGAGGGAAUUGGGGUUUAGACCCAAACAUGCCAUGCAACUGAAUUGUGACAACAAAGCCACAAUAGACAUUGCACACAAUCUAGUGCAACAUGACAGAACCAAGCAUGUUGAAGUUGACAGACAUUUCAUCAAGGAGAAGCUCGAGGCGAAGAUCAUUAAGGUAUCAUUUGUUAAAUCUGAAGAUCAACUUGCAGAUGUCCUUACCAAAGCAGUCACAUGCAGGGUAUUUCACAGCUCACUUAGCAAGUUGGGCAUUGACGACAUAUAUGCUCCAACUUGA